AUGGGCAAGCAGACCAAAGGGACCAAGAAGUUCCUGCGUACGCAGCUCGACAGCACGAUCAAGCGACGACGCGAACACCAGAAGAAGCGCAAGGUCAUCGAGCGCUCCGCAGCAGCCAAGAAGCAGAAGCAGCUGCGCAAUACCGGCAAGAAGGGCAAGGGCGCCAACCGCGAGGAGGCGCCCGAGGAUCUGGCCGAGUUUGACGAAGACGACGAUGUAGCCGACAAGAUGGCCGCUGAUGCAGGCAAGAGCGGCCUCAAAGGCAUGAGCGUCGACGAUUUCCUCGGUGGAGGAUUCAAGAGCGCUGCUGACGAUGACGAGGACGCGGAAGACGACGAGGAGGAUGACGACGAGGACGCAGCAGACGAUCUCGAGGACGUCGAGGAGAUGUCGGAUGAGGAGGGCGCCGGCAUGCACGCCCAGGACCUCGAGAAGCUCAAAGAGAAGGACCCAGAAUUCUACGCCUACCUCCAGGAGAACGAUAAGGAGCUGCUGCAGUUCGGCCAGGAGUCCGACGAUGACGAGGAUGACGACGAAGAGGAGCAGAGCUCUAGCAAGGCCAAAGCGACCACAUCCAAAGCGGCCAAGGCGGAAACAGGGCCGCAGCGAGUCACGAUCAAGAUGCUUGCCGGAUGGCAAAAAUCGAUGCUCACCCACCGAUCUCUCAAGGCGCUGCGUCGAUUGCUCAUCGCCUUCCGCUGUGCCGUCAAGCCCGAAGAGGAGGACCAGCGUGCGGAAGGUGCCUCGUUCAUCAUCGAAGAGGCGCGCGUCUUCAACAAGCUCGUCCUGACCGCACUCAAGUACACGCCUGUCGUGCUGCAGCACCACGUGCCGCUUUCGGAGGACAAGCAGGGCAACAUCAAGAUCCCGUCGAACAACAAGAAGUGGAAUCUGAUCAAGAAGCCGAUCCAGUCGUACUUUAGCAACCUCUUCCUGCUCACCGAGACGCUGACCGAGCCGCGCAUGCUCGAGAUCGUAGUGCGCGAGAGCACGCGCAUGGUGCCGUAUGCGCUGUGCAUCCCCAAGACCACGCGCGAAUUCAUCAAGGUGGCGCUCAACCUGUGGUCGAGCCAGGUGUCGGAGGACGGCGUGCGCAUGUCGGCCUUCCUCACGCUGCGUCGACUCGGCAUGGCGGGCGGCACGGCGUCGCUGGAAAACGUACUGCGCGGCGUCUACUCGUCGUUCAUCCAGUCGAGCCGCUCGGUGAGCAUCCACACGCAGCCGAUGCUCAACCUAAUGAAGAACACCGCCGUGGAGCUGUACCUGCUCGAUGCGGACGUGGCGUAUACGCAGGCGUUCGGCUUCAUCCGUCAGCUCGCCAUCCACCUGCGCAACUGCAUCAAGACCAAGACCAAGGACGCCUUUAAGGCGGUGCUCAACUGGCAGUUUGUGUCGGCGGUGGAGUUCUGGUCGCUGCUGCUGUCGCGCGCGUGCGACCAGGAGUCCGAGGCGCAGGCGGGCGUCGAGUCGCCAUUGAAGCCGCUCAUCUAUCCGCUCGUGCAGGUGGCGACGGGCGUGGUGGGCAUGGUGCCCAACUCGCGCUACUUCCCCUACCGUCUGCACCUGCUCAAGGCCAUGAUGCGCAUCGUGUCGCGCACGGGCACCUACAUCCCGCUGGCGCCGCUGGUGCUGUUCGUGUUCGAGUCGCCCGAGUUCCAGCGCAAGCUCAAGGGCUCCACUGCGGCACCGAUCGACUUUAGCACGACGCUGCGUGCCCCGACACAGAUGGUGCGCACAAGACCCUACUCGAACCAGCUGCUGUCCGAGUACUCGUUCCUGCUGCUCGAGUUCUUGGCGUCGCAGUCGAGGUCGAUUGCGCUGCCCGAGCUGGUGCUGCCGCUGCAGAUCCAGCUCAAGAGGCUGUCCAAGACCACGACCAACGCCAAGUUCCAGGCAGAGGCCAAACAGCUGCUCGACAAGUCUCACCAGACCGCCCUGUGGGUGGGCAAGCAGCGCGAGGCGAUCGACUUUACACCCAAGGACCUCGACAAGGUCAAGAACUGGGAGAUGGACGCAAAGGAGAACCCGCUCGAGGCCAUGCUUCGGCUCGCAAAGAAGGUCCGUGCCAAGCAGGAGGCGCUCAUCAAGGCUCAGGCACAGGUCGUUCGCGACGAGGACGACGAGGAUGAGGACGAGGACGAAGAGGAUGACGAAGAUGAGGAUGAGGACGAGAUGGAAGUUGACGAGGACGACGAGGACGACGAAUAG
Messenger RNA from Moesziomyces aphidis, 2208 nucleotides. Lineage: Eukaryota; Fungi; Basidiomycota; Ustilaginomycetes; Ustilaginales; Ustilaginaceae. The record is from the annotation of a GenBank genome assembly.